AUGAUAAUAGAAACUGCUACUACAUUAUCGCCAUCUAAGGCAAAGCCCUCUUUCCCUCACAAUGAUUUGAUCAAAAGCAUGUCAGAAAACCCCAUAAACUGCCCCUCUCGCCCUCCAAUUAGGAAAUUAAAGUCUUCCUUGAAAAUAUCUCGCCCUGAACCUAUUUCAAGAUCCAAGUCAGAAAUUUUCUUAACAUCGCCUGAGAAAAAUGUUCGUUUCGCUAUUGAACUAACAACCGUUAAAAGAUUUGAUAAAAACGCGGAGCCAAGUUCAAUCUCAAACGAAAACUCUCCCACACUAUCUCCUGUUGAUAAUAACACCACUGCCGAUGACAUCCAACUUUUCAACAACGAGGACUGCUGGUUCAAUGAUUCUUCGUUGGUCACCAACCUACUAAAGAAUGAAAAGAAGUUUCGUUAUAUGAAUUCCCUGAACAAUAUGUUCAAAUUAGAUAUUUAUGAUUCAGAAGAUGAGGAUGAUAUUGAAGAGCACAUCAAUGACCAGACUGGAUAUGGUUAUACUUAUGAUUCGCUAUCAACUCGAAGAAAAUCUUCCGAAAACAAAUCUGUGGAUUCCUCUGCUACCUCUUCCAUUGCCAGCCAGGCAACAAAUAUUUGUGAUUGGAAACUUCACUGCACAGACUUGGUUCCCUUCAAGAGCGCCCCUCCCCUAUUUACCAAAACGUUAUCACCUUCGGAUAUGCAACGCCAGCUUACAAAAUACUUAAAUGGCCAAAAUGUGAAGUUACAUUCUCUCACUCAAUUGGAGGAUGAUUCAAGCAAAAUUACAGGACUAGUUUACGUUAAAAAUUUGAGUUUUGAAAAAUAUUUGGAGAUAAAAUUCACGUUCAACUCUUGGAGGGAUAUUCAUUACGUUACCGCCAGCUUUAAUAGAACAAUGAAUGCCAACGUUGAUGAAUUUAAAUUUACAAUUGAUUUGAAUAGUUUGAAGUACAUUUUACUCAUGAAAAGAAUCAUUACUAUGGAGAAUAAUACAAGCAGCUGUCCACUAAACGUCGAAUUAUGUUGCAGAUACGACGUCAAUAACGAAACAUACUAUGACAACAAUAACGGUAAAAACUAUCACCUUUUCAUAACUACCUUUAAGAAGGGAAGAGAAACAAAAGAAAAGGAAAAAGUUUCUGUUGUCGUCGAGCCUGCCCCUCAAGCCAAUGCAGCUGUCUCGUCGAAGGACAUAAAGUCAAGGUUUGUCUCUUCGAACCUGACUUUCUCAAGGUUCCUGCCUCAGUCAAGAAAGUUUAGCGAGGACACAGAUUACUAUAAUACGUCCCCACUGAAACAUCUUUAUCACAAUGAUACGACAACCUGGGUCAAGCCCAAAAGGCUGAAUGUGGUUUUAGAUAAAAUUGACAAUGCCACUCCUACUUCUCCUCCCUUAGCUAACAACACCACAAGAACAGAUAAGAUAACCAAAAAUGGGAAAACUGCACCUACCGCCCCAACUGCCAGUAAUAGCAUUGACCUACCGGUAUUAGGAUCUCAACAUCAAUCAUUAUAUUCUGGCUCAUCGUCAUAUUCCUCAUCGUCUUCCUCCAUUUCUUCUUCAUUGUCCUUUGCUUCUUCAAACAAUUCCUCGACAAAUUCUUCUUCCGCUUCUUGUAGUUUCCCACUUACUGAACUCGAUAAUUUCGAUUAUGCGAACUUAUAUGAACCCAAUGAUACCUUCACAACGGCCAAUUUGUUCAACCAUUCAUUAAACUCUUUAAUGCCAGAGAUUUCCACUCCAUCAUUCUUCGGAGAUUUUAAAAAUGAGAACACCAAUAAUAACGAUAACAAUAACAACUUCGCUACCUCUCUAGAAGAUUCAUAUGAGGAUAAACAAAGUGUCAUUACGGACACUACAAUGGACGAUAAUAAUAAAACGUCUACUAUCAAUAAUUCUACAGACACAUUAAUCAAACAACCAAAGGAAAACGGAACACCUAAAGAGAACAAAUUAUCUUCAAACAGUACCGGUUCACCAUCUUCAUCCCAGAAUCAGACGAGCACUAUGUUAAACGACCAUUCAAAUGUGAAGAGUGACCUCAAAUAUAUCAACUACCAAUCAUUACUGGAUUCCCAUCGUUUCUACAACCACCCCUCGUCGCCAAACCUUCAGUCCACUCCAUUCUCAAGCGCAGUUCCCCUCUCGGGAAUCUCCCAGACUUCAGAUGUUUUUGACUACGAGGACGAAAAUAGCGGUAGUGAUCAAAUGGCGGGAGAUCUAGAUAAUAAUUCGUUUUCUCCUCAAUUUUAUCUGAAUGAUGAUAACAAAUCCGCAUGCCUCAGUGACGACGCUUUGAUUGACCAUCACGGAAAUACUAACCCGUUUAUAAAUACUUUCAGUUCAUCUCCACCCAUCCUUUCCCAAGAGGUUGGCCGAUGGCGGCUUUAA
Messenger RNA from Saccharomyces paradoxus, 2394 nucleotides. RefSeq names its product protein phosphatase regulator GAC1 (gene GAC1). Gene Ontology annotation, biological process: regulation of glycogen biosynthetic process. Gene Ontology annotation, molecular function: protein phosphatase 1 binding; glycogen binding. Bases 1 to 2394 code for a protein of 797 amino acids. NCBI's taxonomy places the organism in Eukaryota, Fungi, Ascomycota, Saccharomycetes, Saccharomycetales, Saccharomycetaceae. The transcript has a single exon. Gene Ontology annotation, cellular component: protein phosphatase type 1 complex. The record is from RefSeq and is a predicted model, not a curated record.